Danaus plexippus (monarch butterfly) is the source of this 2282-nucleotide messenger RNA. RefSeq names its product alkaline phosphatase-like. The coding region runs from base 392 to 2221 and encodes 609 amino acids. The record is from RefSeq and is a predicted model, not a curated record. Gene Ontology annotation, biological process: dephosphorylation. NCBI's taxonomy places the organism in Eukaryota, Metazoa, Arthropoda, Insecta, Lepidoptera, Nymphalidae. The transcript has 12 exons. Gene Ontology annotation, molecular function: alkaline phosphatase activity.
AAUAUGUGACGAUUACCGCUACGACCAUAGCUUUCGUAAUAAUAUAAUAGCUGUAUUAAAGAAUUUAAAACGUAAAAAUUUCCUCAAGCCUUUGUUGACCAAAAGUUAUCGUUGAUUUUUAAACUCUAGUUUGGAGAAAAUCGAGUGUUUGUGUCAAAACUUUUUGCUAAGUGUAUUUAAGUGAAGAUAAUAUUUAAAAGAGUGUUAGAGAUUAAAUCAUUUUCAUAUAUAUAAAUAGUUUUCAAAAGAACUUGCUAUCGUCGUUGUGUUGGUCUGUCAUAACAGAAAACAACAAAGAGGAUUGUAAAGAAGAUAAAGAUUGAGAAGUGUGGAAAUAAAUAAAAAGCCUUAGGUGUUUCUGAAGCCUCAGCACCGAUGAAGCUUGUCAACCAUGCUUGCUUGGUGCUGUAUCGUGAUCAUGAUGUGCACGAUCAGCACUGGAGUGUUAUCCCCUGCACCGAUAAAUGCUGAAGUUAAGGAAACAUAUGAUCGACAUUACUGGUAUGCAAAAGCACAGGAAACUCUACAAAAACGCUUGCAAUACGCAUCGGAAAAAAACCCAGUGGCAAAGAACGUCAUAUUAGUUGUUGGAGACGGAAUGAGUUUGACAACCACUACAGCUGCCAGAAUACUUCGUGGUCAGAGAAGAGGUCAUUCUGGAGAAGACACUGAUUUAGUGUGGGAUACGUUCCCCACGGUAGCAUUAGCAAAGACAUACAAUAUCGACGCUCAAACUGGAGAGUCAUCUGCUUGUGCUACAGCCCUCUUAUGUGGAGUAAAGGCGAGAUACGAGACUCUAGGUCUUGACUCUGGAGCUCGUUUCAACAACUGUGCUUCAGCAAUAAACUCUAAAGUGACUUCUCUCAUAGAUUGGGCUCACGAAGCUGGUAAAUCUAGUGGGAUAGUAACAACGGCCCGUAUAACACAUGCCACACCUGCGGCACUCUAUGCCCAUGCUCCUUCAAGGUAUUGGGAGGAUGACAGUCGCGUUCCUCCUACAGUACGACGAGACUGCAAGGACAUAGCAUUGCAGCUUGUUGAAAAUGAUCCCGGAAAGAAUAUAAAUGUAAUCAUGGGUGGCGGACGACGCCAUUUUCUACCAACGGUUACGUCAGACCCUGAACAUCCCAAUAGAGAAGGAAGAAGGCUCGAUGGACGAAAUUUAGCUGAAGAUUGGGCUAGAGAAAAGAAAAGACGACGUUUAAGAGCACAAUAUAUCCACUCCAAGGAGCAAUUAGCGAAACUGGAUCCAAGAACUGUAGAUUAUGUUUUAGGAUUAUUUGAAUACUCUCAUAUGGAGUUUAAUGCGGAGCGAGGUGUGGUAUUGGAUACAGACGAAAAUAUAGGUUCAAGUUCAACAGUUAAAGCAGAUGACCCGUCACUAGCAGACAUGACCCGUACUGCAUUAUCAAUUUUGUCUAAAAACGAUAAAGGAUUUUUUCUGUUAUUAGAAGGAGGUAGAAUAGACCACGCUCAUCAUUACAAUAAUCCUUAUCGGGCUCUUGAUGAAACUUUGGAAUUGGAAACUGCACUAUUAGCUGCCUUAGAGAAAGUAAACCCAGCGGAAACCCUAAUUGUGGUGACGGCUGAUCACGGCCACGUAAUGACUUUUGGUGGUCAAGCUACCCCUAGGGGUCAUCCAAUUUUAGGUGCUGAUACGGUAGUUUCCGACAUAGAUGGCUUGCGAUACACGACAUUGUUGUAUGGAACUGGACCGGGACACUCGGAACCGAGAACGUUGCCAUUGAAUGGAACUUCAACAACUCCGGCUGAUGCAGUGCACGCGGCAGCUGUGCCAAAACAAUGGGCUACUCACGGUGGAGAGGACGUACCUAUAUAUGCUUUAGGUCCCAUGGCAACGGUAUUGUUUGCCGGCGUUGUAGAACAAAGCUACAUUCCACAUGCCAUCGCGUAUGCGGCAUGUUUAGCUCACCAGUCUCAUCGUUGUCAUGAAAAUAUGUUAAACCUUACUAAGCCGGAGGUAAAACUACCAAGUUGCAUACAACCCGAAGUGAGUAGUGUAUCCGCAGACGAAGCUAGAAGUGAAAGUACUAGCGUUCGAAGAGUCAUCGUAGCAUCAAGCGUUAUGUCAGAUGAACGUUUACCAAGGUCAUCCACUACACUCUCCUCUCCGCUUAAGAUGUCGUACUACCUUAUAAUUUUGAUGUUUCACUCCAUUGGAUACUCUACUAUUAGCGUUUCUAUCGCUAGUAAUAUUUGAUGUUGAUAUUUGACUGUUUAACAUUAAUUGUACAGGGAUCGUUUUUAGUUUCGGCACUAUA